This is a messenger RNA of Lathyrus sativus (Indian pea), 1851 nucleotides long. The record is from the annotation of a GenBank genome assembly. Lineage: Eukaryota; Viridiplantae; Streptophyta; Magnoliopsida; Fabales; Fabaceae.
AUGGACAAGAAUUUGUUUCUCUGGUUGAUAUUCUCAGUAGUGUUGGUUAGUGUUGAAGCUGAACCAGUGGAAGAUAAACAAGCUUUACUUGAUUUUCUUCAUAACAUGAGUCAUUCUCCACAUGUCAAUUGGGAUGAGAAUUCUUCUGUGUGCCAAACAUGGAGAGGAGUUACCUGCAACGCUGAUCGGUCUCGAGUUAUAGCGAUUCGGUUACCUGGAGCUGGAUUAAGCGGUCCAAUCCCACCGAACACGCUCAGCCGCCUCGCGGCUCUUGAGACAGUGAGUCUUAGAUCAAAUGGUAUCACUGGUUUUUUCCCUGAUGGAUUCUCUGAGCUGAAAAACUUGACUAGUCUCUAUCUUCAAUCUAAUAAAUUUUCAGGACCAUUGCCAUUGGAUUUUUCUGUUUGGAAUAAUCUCACUGUUGUCAAUUUGUCCAACAAUUUCUUUAAUGGUAGCAUCCCUUUUUCGGUUUCGAAUCUGACUCAUCUAAGUUCACUAGUCCUUGCAAACAACUCUCUUUCUGGUGAGGUUCCCGAUAUUGAUAUUCAUAGCCUUCAAGAACUAAAUUUAGCAAACAAUAACCUUAGUGGUGUUGUGCCAAAAUCACUUCUUAGAUUUCCAAGUUGGGCUUUUUCGGGUAACAAUCUUACAUCGGUAAAUCAUUCACAUCCUCCGGCUUUGCCUAUGCAUCCACCUUAUACUUUUCCACCUAAGAAAACCAAAGAACUAAGUGAAACUGCAUUAUUAGGAAUCAUCAUCGGUGUUUGCGCACUUGGGUUCGCAGUGAUUGCGGUUGUCAUGGUUCUGUGCUGCUAUGACUUUGCUGCUGCGGGUGUAAAAGAAUCUGUGAAAUCUAAGAAAAAAGAUAUCUCUAUGAAAGCAGAAACUUCUGUAAGCCGAGAUAAAAACAAAAUAGUAUUUUUCGAGGAUUGCAAUCUCGCGUUCGAUCUAGAGGAUCUUUUGAGAGCUUCUGCUGAGAUUCUUGGAAAGGGUAGUUUUGGUACAACAUAUAAAGCUGCUUUAGAGGAUGCAAGCACUGUGGUGGUGAAGAGGUUGAAAGAGGUAACUGUUGGGAAAAAGGAUUUUGAACAACAGAUGGAAGUUGUAGGGAAACUUAAGCAUGAAAAUGUGGAUUCAAUAAGAGCUUAUUAUUAUUCAAAGGAUGAGAAACUAGUUGUAUCUGAUUAUUAUCAACAAGGAAGUGUUUCUUCCAUCUUACAUGGUAACCGAGGAGAAGGAAGAAUUUCGCUAGACUGGGAUAGCCGUUUAAGAAUCGCGAUUGGAACCUCAAGAGGCAUUGCUCACAUCCAUGUUCAACAAGGAGGGAAACUAGUUCAUGGAAACAUAAAAGCCUCGAACAUCUUCGUCAACGAACAAGGAUACGGUUGUGUAUCUGACAUCGGUUUAGCAACAUUGAUGAGUUCAAUACCUUCACCAGGGACAAGAGCAUCAGGAUACCGUGCGCCAGAAGUAACUGAUACACGUAAAGCAACGCAUUCGUCUGAUGUAUACAGUUUUGGUGUCCUGCUACUCGAGCUUCUAACUGGAAAAUCGCCUAUAUAUUCUGCAGAAGGCGAACAAAUUGUUCACUUGGUUAGGUGGGUGAAUUCGGUUGUGAGAGAGGAAUGGACUGCAGAGGUUUUCGACGUGGAGCUUUUGAGGUAUUCAAAUAUAGAAGAAGAAAUGGUGGAGAUGCUGCAGAUAGGGAUGGCUUGUGCUGCAAGAAUGCCAGAUCAGAGACCGAAAAUGUCUGAAGUGGUGAGAAUGAUGGAAGGGAUUCGUCCCGAAAAUCGACCAUCGUCUACGGAAUCUAGAUCAGAAGUUUCAACUCCAACUGUUUAUGCAACUUGA